Aureobasidium subglaciale EXF-2481 is the source of this 810-nucleotide messenger RNA. RefSeq lists its product as uncharacterized. Lineage: Eukaryota; Fungi; Ascomycota; Dothideomycetes; Dothideales; Saccotheciaceae. Bases 150 to 650 code for a protein of 166 amino acids. The record is from RefSeq and is a predicted model, not a curated record. The transcript is spliced from 2 exons.
UGUUUUAGAUCCACACAACCGUAUCGUGAUGUCUGCUUUCCGGACGGUCUAUUUCAACAGUGAAAGUCAUCGUGCGUCGUUGCAAGUUCUUCUCUUCCCUCGUCUCCAUCUGGGGAGAACGGGCCGAGCAUUGUGACCUCACUGACCCCAUGUGCCUGGCACCCUUGGCCCAAAUGUGCCUUGUCGUAGAGGGAAGAAUUGCAGAGGGUACGGAGCAUAACGAAGAGAUUUUCUUUUCUUCCACUGGGCGUAGUUCACACCCCAGAGCAAAAGGAAAUGCAAAACAUACAGCAGCAGGGAUUCCCACGUGGUCACCCACCGUAGUACUAAUCUGCCGUUCAACUGCUUAUGUAUGGCAGAGCGGACGGGAUUAUAAUCAUCCAUCAUUUGUUAGCCUACAGCCAGCGCGGUUCACGGUGACAGAAGUCCAAGGACACCGUGCUUUUGCACACACUGUGAACUGUAUCCGGAGAUCCUCUACGAGAUCGUUCCUUGUUGGUCAAACGACUGUGCCCUUUCACAGCUUUCUGUAUCGCGUAUUCAUCGAAUCACACGAACAAGGGUACGGAGAAACUUGUUAUCGACAAGUGACGUCUGGAAAAGAAAAGGCUGGGGAUAACAUCUCGGAGCUACUAUUAUACCCGAACUAGAUUACAACACCUUACUCGUAAACUCACCUUUGACUCUCACAACAGCUCCAACAUAUUUACUGUCAAUCAGGAAAAGCAAAAUGGCCGAGUCAAAGUAUGUCCACUUUGACCAGAAAGAUGUGGUGUACAAGACUGUCAACAAGCACGAAAUCUCCACAGC